GGUGUCGGGGAGGGAGGAGUCUGGGCUGUCAGUCCUGUCCCAAACAUUGAUCCUGAGGACCAGGAACUUUUCCCCUGGUUUCGGGAUUGAGGUGCAGGGUCUGGGCUUCAGUGGAACAGGCGAGAAGGCUGUUCAUUCACUCGCGCGACCACCAGUAAAGCCGCUCCCGAGCCCCCCGUUUCGGGGUAGCCUCCCACCCGUUUUCCCGCCUCGUUGCUGUUCCCGUCCCAGCGCCUAGCGGAAGUGACGCAUGCCGUAGCGGAAGCCCCUCCAGCCGCGGUGUUGUGCUGUAGGGAAGAGAGACGGAUUUGUAAACCCCGGAGCGAGGUUCUGCGUACCUGAGGCCGCUGCUGUGCGGAGACCCCGGGUGAAGCCACCGUCACUAUGUCUGACCAGGGAGAAAUGGACCAUAGCUUUCAUCAGGGAUACAUGAUCCUUCAAAACGGUUAAGGAGACCCCAGGAUAUUCAGACUUAUGGCAGCUCAGGGCCCACAGAGAGAGCAGGAGAAGGAAGGAGCAAAGGGAAAGAGUAUGCCAAAAGAGGCAAAACCUUCAACUGAGGACUUGGGGGAUAAGAAGGAAGGAGAAUACAUUAAACUCAAAGUCAUUGGACAGGAUAGCAGUGAGAUUCACUUCAAAGUGAAAAUGACAACACAUCUCAAGAAACUCAAAGAAUCAUACUGUCAAAGACAGGGAGUUCCAAUGAAUUCACUCAGGUUUCUCUUUGAAGGUCAGAGGAUUGCUGAUAAUCACACUCCAAAAGAACUGGGAAUGGAGGAAGAAGAUGUGAUUGAAGUUUAUCAGGAACAAACGGGAGGUCAUUCAACGUUUUAGAUACUCUUUUUAUUUUUUUUUCUUUUCCCUCGAUCCUUUUUUAUUUUUAAAAAUAGUUCUUUUGUAAUGUGGUGUUCAAAACAGUUGAAAACUGGCACCCCAUCUCUUUAAAACAUCUGGUAAUUUGAAUUCUAGUGCCCAUUGUUCAUUAUUGUUUGUUUUCAUUGUGCUGAUUUUUGGUGAUCAAACCUCACCCCCCCUUCAUAUUGCUCUCUCCUUUUUAAAUAUUACAUGUGUGCACAGAGAGGCCACCUUUUUCAGGACUGUGCAUUUUCAGGCUUGUGAUAAAUAAGAUCGACCAAUGCAGGUGUUCAUAAUGACUUUCUAAUUGGCCCUGAAGUUCUAGCAUAUGAUUGCUUCACUCCUGGACUGUGACUUUCAGUGGUAGAUGGAAGUUUUUCAGAGAACUGAACUGUGGACAAAUGACCUUUCCUUAACUUGAAGCUACUUUAAAAAUCUGAGGGUCUGGACCAAAAGAAAAGGAAUAUCAUGUUGGAGUUAAGAUGACAGAUGUGGUGAGAGUGAAGACUGACUCCAAAGAUGGCUUCCCUGAAGAGAAAGCAUUUUAAGAGUAAAGAAAAAUCUUGUCAGAAGAUCCCAGAAAAGUUCUAAUUUCAUUAGCAGUUAAUAAAGUUAUUAAUGCAGAAGUGUGUACAACAGAACACUGUUCUUUUUGAUUUUAUUUGUACUUUUUGGCCUGGGAUAUGGGUUUUAAAUGGACAUUGUCUGUACCAGCUUCAUUAAAAUAAACAAAAUAUUUGUAAAAACCGUA
Messenger RNA from Hipposideros armiger (great roundleaf bat), 1606 nucleotides. It is a transcript of the gene SUMO1, whose product is annotated as small ubiquitin like modifier 1. The transcript is spliced from 7 exons. Bases 475 to 834 code for a protein of 119 amino acids. NCBI's taxonomy places the organism in Eukaryota, Metazoa, Chordata, Mammalia, Chiroptera, Hipposideridae. Gene Ontology annotation, molecular function: protein binding. The record is from RefSeq and is a predicted model, not a curated record.